CGACAUCAACCGAAGAGGAACUGACCGCCCGGGAACGCGGAGCUCCGUGGGUUUGCACUGCGUUAGCCCGAGCCCACGCCUCUUCUGUCGGAUACAAACACUCCACAGCGACGCGGCGGACCGGGGGGAAACACUAUGGCCACGUUAGGACCGGAGGCGGCUCGUCCUCCGCUCUCCCAGCUCGGCUCUUCUCCGUCGAUCCAGAACCUGCCCCCGAACCGGGGCUUGGAGCGCGCGCUGGAGGAGGCGGCGGCCAGCGGCGUCCUGAACCUGAGCAGCCGAAAACUGAAGGAGUUCCCCCGCACUGCUGCCAACCACGACCUGACCGACACGGUGGAGGCAGAUCUGUCAAAGAACAGACUGACCGACGUCCCUUCGGAGAUUUGCCAGCUGGUUGCCUUGGAGACCCUAAACCUGUAUCACAACUGCAUCAGGACCAUCCCCGACAGCAUCAUCAGCCUGCAGUCACUCACCUCCUUAAACCUCAGUCGUAACCAGCUGGGCGCCCUGCCGGCCUGUCUGUGUGGUUUACCUCUGAGAGUCCUCAACGCCAGCAACAACAAGCUGGUCAGUCUGCCGGAGACCAUCGGACAGCUGCACAACCUCAUGGAGCUGGACAUCAGCUGUAAUGAGAUCACGGCUCUGCCUCGACACAUCAGCAGACUCCGAGCGCUGCGGGAACUCAAUGUCCGACGGAACCUGCUCUGUGUUCUACCUGAAGAUCUGUCUGAACUUCCUCUGGUGAAGUUCGAUUUCUCCUGUAAUAAAGUCUCCACCAUCCCAGUGUGUUACCGGAAGAUGAAGCAUCUCCAGUCACUACAGUUAGAGAACAACCCACUACAGAGCCCACCUGCACAGAUCUGUAUAAAGGGGAAAGUCCACAUAUUCAAGUACCUGAGUAUCGAGGCGUGUCGCAGUGACAAGAUGCCCGACUCUCUUUACCUGCCCGUCGUGGAGCGUCUCAGCCUAUCGCGACCCACCACCGGAAGUGUGGAGGACAUGGAACAGCAGAAGAAGCAGGACAGUGAUUCAGGAGUCGGAAGUGACAACGGAGACAAGAGGCUGUCAGCGACUGAGCCGUCAGAUGAAGACAGUCUGAGUCUCAACGUCCCAAUGAGUCACAUCACAGAAGAGGAAGGAAUCAGUAAAGACGACUCUAGUGAACACAUCAGCUCCCUCACAGCAGACCCGAACUCCGACUCGGUCCGUCUGAUCGAGGAGAGUCCUACGGAAGCCCUGAAGGACCAGUUCAGCUCUCUGUCCGGCCUCAGCUCUCGCUUCGUCAGCCUACCAUCAGGUUCGUCGUCCGUCCAUCGGUCGGACGGCAGCGGACUUCGCGAGCCUCUGAGGAUAGAAGAAGACGCACACUGGCCCACAGAACAAACGUCAAAGGUCACGAGGGGCACUGAGCUACACAUCGACAUCAUCAACCAGCUGAAGGAGGCUGUGGAGCUGCUGCAGGACCCCAGCAGAGUGAACGCGGAUCAGGACGACCUUUCCGGCGUCCAGCUUUACCCCGUGGAGAUGGUCACAGUGGAAGAGUCACUCAAUGGGCAGGACAGUGAUGACGGUUCUUCCACGCCAAAGCAGCACACGGAGGAAGGAGGCUAUGAGUUCCAGAAGAAGAGACAGAUGAUACUAGAGAAGGCCAGGUUUGAGGCCCAGCUUGCAUGCCAGGAGUAUGAGUGCUAUAUGUCCAUCCAGCGGGAUAACAGAUCUCCAGUCAGCGGGCCGCCGUCGUUCUCCGGGCCGCCGUUUGGACUGAAGCCACGUUCAGCCCCGCCCUCACUGCCCUGCUCGCCCCCUCCUUCCUGUCUCAACCCCUCCCUCCUCUCACAGGCGUCGCCCCUGUAUAGAGAAACGCCUCGUAGCCAUGACGACGGAGGCUCGCACGGCCGCGGUAGGUUGUCCCUCUUUAACCCAACCGGACUUCGGGGUCUGGAGGCGGGUUCUCACCUUCUUGAGUCAUGUUUAAUGAAUUUUGGACUGCGUUCUGUGGUGUUUCUAAACAUGACAUCCUUACGCCAUAGUAAACAGGAUUACGCCCCCAUAACAUUCAACAAACAUGCCCCUCCCCCUUCACAGCCAGCGUGA
Messenger RNA from Sphaeramia orbicularis (orbiculate cardinalfish), 2094 nucleotides. RefSeq names its product leucine-rich repeat and calponin homology domain-containing protein 1-like. The record is from RefSeq and is a predicted model, not a curated record. Gene Ontology annotation, molecular function: protein binding. The transcript has 18 exons. The coding region runs from base 136 to 2094 and encodes 652 amino acids. Gene Ontology annotation, cellular component: cytoplasm. NCBI's taxonomy places the organism in Eukaryota, Metazoa, Chordata, Actinopteri, Kurtiformes, Apogonidae.